This is a messenger RNA of Aspergillus aculeatinus CBS 121060, 1137 nucleotides long. Its product is annotated as DUF1770 domain-containing protein. The record is from RefSeq and is a predicted model, not a curated record. Gene Ontology annotation, molecular function: mitochondrion autophagosome adaptor activity. Lineage: Eukaryota; Fungi; Ascomycota; Eurotiomycetes; Eurotiales; Aspergillaceae. Bases 138 to 806 code for a protein of 222 amino acids. The transcript has 2 exons. Gene Ontology annotation, biological process: mitophagy.
GACGGAGAGCUUCCUGUUAAUUGCUUUAUAUAACCAACACCCAAACAACGUUCCUCUCCCAUCGCAGAAUCAAGUACUCUCAAUACUCUCAAUACUCUCAAUACUCUCAAUACCAAUUAUAACACCACAACACCACAAUGACCGACCCUGUCCUCCAAAUUCCCGAGGUCAUCCAGACGGCUUCGAUCAACCGAAACCCCUCGCCGGACCACGACGUCAACCCGCCGACCGCAGCCUCCGAAAAGCAGCCCGUGGUGGACGAUGCUCCCUCCGAAGCUGGCAGCAUCCCGUCCGACAUCGUCGACCCUCGCCAUAUGGUCAGACCGGCCACCCGGCGCCAUAAUUUCCCCCCACUGCCCGACCUGCGCUUCGAACAGAGCUAUCUCGCCAGCCUGCGUGGCGCCGAUACCUGGGGAAGAGUUGCGUGGAUCACCAUCAGAGACCAGGUGAGUAACCUCUCACUCCCAGCCUCUCAAUUCCCAGACAGACAGGAAGCAUUCUCUAGGGGGAUGUUCUUCCGUCAAAACCAGGUUGGAAAUCUCCCGCUCACCUCCUCCAUUUUUCCUUUCUCCCAACAGGUCCUCCUUCCUCUGAUGCAGGGUACGCUGUGGACUCUGGCCCUCUCCGGCUGGCGCUUCUGGAACCGCAAUGCCUCCCUCAGCGGACAGACCCUGGGCAGCAGAAUCCGUCGAUGGUGGUACGAGGUCAACAACUGGAAGCUCCCUCCUUUGGGCUCUGCCAGAGAUCCUCGGGUGGCCGCCAAGGUAGAUGACUUCUACACGGCCCAGUUCUCGAAUGCCGUCUAAACAGUUCUGGUGCACUCUGAAUGCGACCGAGUUGCUAAAAGACUGCUUAUGUUCAUUUGGAGGGGGGGGGUCUCCUUUCUGCAUUUCGGGUGUUUAGCGUUACGGCGUUUGGAUUCAAUUCUAUCGGAAGCGGUGGAUUCAUGAAGCAUACCCUCUUUUUUCUUUCCUUGUUUGACAUCACCAACCGGGCGUUGCAUCCGAAGACCCCUGGAGCUUUUAUGCCCGUGGUGUUCUCGUUUCCCCGGUCGUACUGUUUGGUCUGGUUAGCUAGAUCAUACAAUCUGUAGUUCUAGGUAUAGUUAUGUAUAUAAUGCAUAAAUGUCUCAGCUCC